Messenger RNA from Notothenia coriiceps (black rockcod), 621 nucleotides. Its product is annotated as deoxyribonuclease-1-like. The transcript has 4 exons. Gene Ontology annotation, cellular component: nucleus. Gene Ontology annotation, molecular function: DNA binding; deoxyribonuclease I activity. The annotation marks the transcript as partial. Lineage: Eukaryota; Metazoa; Chordata; Actinopteri; Perciformes; Nototheniidae. Gene Ontology annotation, biological process: DNA catabolic process. The record is from RefSeq and is a predicted model, not a curated record.
AGUUCAUUUACUUACUUUAGCGGUAUUUCUCCUGUUUUCAUUGUCUCUCUUCAUUCACUCCUCUCUCUCUCCUGGUCUCCAGCUGUGACGGACUUUGUUCUGAUCCCCAUUCACACCUCUCCAACUACUGCUGUAGAAGAACUCAAGGCUCUUACUGACGUGGUGAACGAGGCCAAAACAAAAUGGCAAAACAAUAACAUCAUGGUGCUCGGAGACUUCAACGCAGGCAGCAAUUAUGUCCCGAUGAGCAAGCGGCCGACGAUCCCCCUCUUCGGCAUCAAUGUCUUCCACUGGCUGAUCGCCAACACUGUUGACACUACAGUGUCGGGGUCUAAACAGGCUUACGACAGGAUUGUCGUCACCGAUGACAUGUACAAUAGAAUGAACCCCCGCAGCGCUGGCAUCUUUGACUUCAAGAAUCAAUAUGCUCUUACCCUGGAUCAGGCGAAGGCCGUCAGUGACCAUUUCCCUGUGGAGGUGCAGAUAUCAUGAGCACAGGAACCACUUCACAGACCUCCAGACUGAAUCUGAGCUGCCGGUAUUCAGUUGGAGUAUUUCUGGAACCCAUGCAGCAUUGAAAAAGAAUAAAACAAAUACAAAAUGCCAAAUUAUUUCAUGAAA